Lutzomyia longipalpis is the source of this 2123-nucleotide messenger RNA. Its product is annotated as neuronal acetylcholine receptor subunit alpha-7-like. The transcript has 12 exons. Gene Ontology annotation, cellular component: neuron projection; synapse; postsynaptic membrane. The coding region runs from base 37 to 1653 and encodes 538 amino acids. The record is from RefSeq and is a predicted model, not a curated record. NCBI's taxonomy places the organism in Eukaryota, Metazoa, Arthropoda, Insecta, Diptera, Psychodidae. Gene Ontology annotation, molecular function: transmembrane signaling receptor activity; acetylcholine-gated monoatomic cation-selective channel activity. Gene Ontology annotation, biological process: signal transduction; nervous system process; regulation of membrane potential.
GAAGUAAUAAAGUUGGAUUAAAACGCUGCUAGAAGAAUGAUUCUAAAAUUGAAUAUUUUAAAAUCAGUGAUGAGACACCAAUUGUGGAUACGAAGAUGGACAAUUUUCUGUUCCGUAUUUGUCUUGUACUUCCUGUGUCAACCAUUAUGUUGUAAGGCGGGCAUUCACGAGAAACGUCUACUGCACGAUUUAUUGGAUCCCUACAACGUACUCGAGCGUCCCGUGGUGAAUGAAUCUGAUCCACUGCAGCUGAGUUUUGGUCUAACACUGAUGCAAAUAAUCGAUGUGGAUGAAAAAAAUCAACUUCUCGUGACAAAUAUUUGGCUGAAGUUGGAGUGGAAUGACAUGAACCUGCGAUGGAAUACGUCAGAGUAUGGGGGUGUGAAGGAUCUGAGAAUACCACCCCAUAGGAUAUGGAAGCCAGAUGUUCUUAUGUACAACAGCGCCGACGAAGGGUUCGAUGGCACGUAUCCAACCAAUGUCGUUGUACGCAACAACGGUUCCUGCCUCUAUGUGCCACCUGGUAUUUUCAAAUCAACCUGCAAAAUUGACAUCACAUGGUUUCCAUUCGACGACCAGCGGUGUGAGAUGAAAUUUGGUAGCUGGACCUAUGACGGAUUUCAACUCGAUUUACAGCUCCAGGAUGAAGCAGGUGGUGACAUAAGCAGUUUUGUAACGAACGGUGAAUGGGAUUUGCUCGGCGUUCCGGGGAAGAGAAACGAAAUCUACUAUAACUGUUGCCCGGAACCAUAUAUUGACAUCACCUUUGCAAUUAUUAUCCGCCGAAGGACUUUGUACUAUUUUUUCAAUUUAAUUGUGCCAUGUGUGUUGAUCGCCUCAAUGGCCCUACUAGGAUUUACACUGCCACCAGAUUCGGGAGAGAAAUUAUCACUAGGUGUAACGAUUUUACUGUCACUCACCGUUUUCCUGAACAUGGUUGCUGAAACAAUGCCAGCCACAUCGGAUGCUGUUCCACUUCUAGGAACAUAUUUCAACUGUAUAAUGUUUAUGGUUGCAUCUUCAGUCGUAUCGACGAUAUUAAUAUUAAAUUACCAUCAUCGCAAUGCUGACACAUAUGAAAUGUCCGAUUGGAUAAAACUCAUAUUUUUAUAUUGGUUACCCUGCAUUUUGAGGAUGAGUCGACCGAGACGUAACCUGUCCAUGGAAUACCCUCCGACACCUUGUUCCGACACCUCCGAUCGAAAGCAACAAAUCCACGAUGUAGAAUUAAAGGAAAGAUCAUCAAAAUCUCUACUCGCCAAUGUCUUAGAUAUUGAUGAUGAUUUCCGGCACAAUUGUAGAACCUUAACUCCCGGUGGAACUAUCCCACACAAUCCCACGUAUUUUCGUACGGUUUAUGGACCAGGGGAUGAUGGCAGUAUCGGACCAAUUGGAGGCACUCGGAUGCCAGACGCUAUAACACCGCAUACGUGCAUAAAAUCGUCAGCUGAUUAUGAGUUAGCCUUAAUCCUCAAAGAGAUACGUUUCAUUACCGAUCAGCUCCGAAAAGAAGACGAAGAGAGCGAAGUUGCACGUGACUGGAAAUUUGCAGCAAUGGUCGUUGACAGAUUGUGCCUUAUAAUUUUCACUUUUUUUACAAUAGUUGCAACAAUAGCUGUUCUAUUUUCGGCUCCACAUAUUAUUGUCUCGUAGCCAUAUGAGAGAGGUUAUUGUUAUUGGUUUUAUCACAAAAUCAAUUUGUUAUUUAUUAAAUUUGUAUCGAAAUUGUUUAAAUUCUAAAAACCACCAAAAAUCGCAUCUUCACCCACAUAAUCACUUCACACCACAACCAAAACUCAUUUUCUUUUUUUCUUCUUUUCCCACCACAUUAACCAAAAAACAACAAAUCCAUCACAACAUUACUCAUUCCUUUUUCUCAUUUACCUAGGCUUAAAUAAAUGAAGAAAAAAAGUUUUUAAAUUAAACAUAAAAUGUAGGUUAUUUAGGUAACAAAAAAAAUGAAGAGAACAAAUUAAUGAAAAUCAUUCUUUUUCAUCUUUUAAACAAAGAAUUUUCACUGCAAAUCCAUUUUUCUCCAUUAAAACGACAUUCUUUUCUCAUUUUUAUUAAACAAAAAAAUUCAAAGUGAAAAUUCCUGCGGAUAGAGAUAAAAAAAAAACAAA